Messenger RNA from Pipistrellus nathusii (Nathusius's pipistrelle), 693 nucleotides. The record is from the annotation of a GenBank genome assembly. Lineage: Eukaryota; Metazoa; Chordata; Mammalia; Chiroptera; Vespertilionidae.
AUGGAGCCCCUCCGGCUGCUCUUCCUGCUCUCCGUCACAGAGCUGUCCCGAGGCCUCAACGCCACGGUGUUCCGGGGCCUGGCCGGCCAGUCCCUGCGGGUGUCCUGCCCCUACAACUCCCGGGAGCACUGGGGGCGACGCAAGGCCUGGUGCCGCCAGCUGGGUGCAGAGGGCCCGUGCCAGCGGGUGGUCAGCACCCACAGCUCGUGGCUGCUGUCCUUCGUGAAGAUGUGGAACGGGAGCACGGCCGUCUCGGACGACGCCCUGGGCGGCAGGCUCACCGUCACGCUGCGUAACCUCCAGGCCCACGACGCCGGCCUCUACCAGUGCCAGAGCCUCCGCGGGAGCGAGGCCGACACCCUCGGGGAAGUCCUGGUGGAGGUGCUGGCCGACCCCCUCGAUGGCCAGGACCCCGGUGAGCUCUGGACCCCGGAGCAGUCCCAGGGCUUUGAGGACGCCCAGGUGGAGCACAGCGUCUCCAGGAGCCUCCAGGAAGAGGAGAUCCCCUUCCCACCCACCUCCAUCCUGUUCCUCCUGGCCUGCAUCUUUCUCAGCAAGCUGCUAGCCGCUAGCGCCCUCUGGGCUGCGGCCUGGCAUGGGCGGAAACGGGGGACACCCCCGGCCAGUGGGCCUGACUAUGGCUAUGACCCAGGUGACCAGCUCCAGACUCUGACAGGGCUGAGGGACACCUGA